This is a messenger RNA of Trypanosoma theileri, 897 nucleotides long. RefSeq names its product leucine carboxyl methyltransferase. Lineage: Eukaryota; Euglenozoa; Kinetoplastea; Trypanosomatida; Trypanosomatidae. The transcript has a single exon. Gene Ontology annotation, biological process: methylation. The record is from RefSeq and is a predicted model, not a curated record. Bases 1 to 897 code for a protein of 298 amino acids. Gene Ontology annotation, molecular function: methyltransferase activity.
AUGGCUCUUCAACAGACAGCACAUAGUGCAUGCUCACGCAAAGUUCAUUGUGUGACGAAACACUACCUUGAUGAUCCUUUUGCCGCAUAUUUUGCCAAAGAUACUACAAUAAUUAACAGUCCCUUGAUGAACCGCGGUACAUGGCUGCGUACUGUUGCUAUUGAACGUAGUUUGUUAUCAUUUGCGAAGAAACACUCUGGUGAUGGCCCUCUGCAGGUCAUAAGCUUUGGCGCCGGUGUUGACACAUUGUAUUUCCGUUUACGAGAACAGCAUCCAGAUGUGAAGAUUGGUAAAUAUAUUGAAUUAGAUUUCCCAGAUAUGAUAACAGAGAAGCAGAAUAUAAUACGAAGGACAGAGAAACUGAAAAGCCAUGUUGGUCCAGAGUAUGAAUUGAUUUCUUGUGAUCUACGAAAGACCGAUGAACUACUUGAAAUUCUAAAAAAAAAUGUCUCUGCAGAUAUGCCUACAGUAUUGUUAGCGGAAAUGGUUUUUGUUUACCUUGAUGAAUCCAUAUCGACAAAAAUACUUGAACUUACCUUAAAUGAUGUUCUUAAGGAAGACACUAGUGUUUUACUCAUUGCUUAUGAUGCCAUACGUCCUAAUGAUCGUUUUGGGGAAGUAAUGGUUAGUAAUCUUGCCUCUGUAGGAGUGCAUCUUCUGGGAAUACAAAAGUUACCGACACCUGAAGCUCAUGCAGCACGUUGUAAGAAUGUGGGUUUCACAGACGUCAUGGCGACAUCUAUGAGGCAAUUAUAUCUCACAGUCCCGCAAGAUGUACAGAAAUGGUUAACAAAACUUGAAAUGGUGGACGACUGGGAUGAAUGGUGCAUAAUGCAUGAUCAUUAUUGUUUUAUUUUAGCGACGAAAAACACGGAAGCUAUAACCACUGUAUUUUAA